Molecule: messenger RNA, 2290 nt
Organism: Rhinolophus ferrumequinum (greater horseshoe bat)
Lineage: Eukaryota; Metazoa; Chordata; Mammalia; Chiroptera; Rhinolophidae
Gene: REXO4
Product: REX4 homolog, 3'-5' exonuclease
Exons: 8
Coding region: 207-1454 (415 amino acids)
Biological process (GO): rRNA processing; DNA catabolic process
Cellular component (GO): nucleus
Molecular function (GO): nucleic acid binding; 3'-5' exonuclease activity
Source: RefSeq, a predicted model, not a curated record
GGCCCCAGGGGCCGCUUUUCCUCCGGCUGGUGAGUCGGGGCGCUGGCCUGGGGCCGAGCUCGGCCGUCAGAGCCCGGGGCGUGGGGCGACGCGCCUCGCGGGGCACGGGGGCCGGGCGCGGGGCCGGCCGGGGCUCCGAUUGCCGCCGGCCUCGGCGGGGACGCCGCCUGUGCUGUCAGGCCCGAGGGACCCGGGACGGUGCCGGGAUGGAGAAGGCGCUGACCCCCCGGCGCGCCCCAGGCGGCGCCGUGGCUGAGCCAGGGCUCGUCAAGACGCUAACACAGAAGAAAAAAAAGAAGAAAAGAUUCUGGAAAAACAAAGCGCGAGAAGGAAAUGAGAAACCGGGAAGUGACCCCAAGGUUGUCGCGGGGCGACCUCCAAAGGCACCGGAGGACUUUUCCCAAAACUGGAAGGCUCUGCAGGAGCUGCUGAAACAAAAACCCCAGGCCCCGGGAAAGCCCAUUGUGAGCUCCCCGAUGGAUUCCAAAAAGCAGGCCAAAAUUAACCAAAACAGAAAAGCAAAGAGAGAGGAGAUGGGGACAGAAGAAAGAGACCAAGAGGCCACAGGAGGCUCUGUUCCUCCAGAAUCCCUGAGGAACAGGAAGGUGCCAGCACCUCCUACAAAAGCCAGUGGAGCAGAGCACAAUGAGAAAGGAUCCAAGAAAAGGACAAAUGGUGACAUUUCUCCAAAACAAGAGGACAUCAAACAUAAGAAGCGGAAAACGAAGGUGACUGCAGCCUUGGCUCCAGCCCCGCCCACCGAAGAAGACAUCUGGUUUGACGAUGUUGACCCAGAAGAUAUCGAAGCAGCCAUAGGCCCAGAGGCAGCCACCAUAGCGAGAAGACAGCUGGGGCACAGGGAGUGCGACGUGACGCUGGUGAAGGAGCAGGCCUUCGGCGGCCUGACGAAAGCCUUAGGCAUGGACUGUGAGAUGGUGGGCGUGGGCCCCACGGGGGAGGAUAGCAUCGUCGCCCGCGUGUCCAUUGUGAACCAGUUUGGGAAGUGCGUCUAUGACAAGUACGUCAAGCCGACCCAGCAGGUGACCGACUACAGGACAGCGGUCAGCGGGAUUCGGCCAGAGAACCUCAAGCAGGGAGAACAAUUUGAAGUUGUUCAGAAGGAAGUGGCAGAGAUGCUGAAGGGCCGGAUUCUGGUUGGACACGCGCUGCACAACGAUUUAAAGGUACUGUUUCUUGAUCACCCAAAAAAGAAGAUUCGGGACACACAAAAAUAUAAACCAUUCAAGGGUCAAGUGAAGAGUGGAAGGCCGUCUCUGAAGCUGCUCGCGGAGAGAAUCCUGGGGAUCAGGCUGCAGCAGGCAGAGCACUGCUCGAUUCAGGAUGCCCAGGCAGCAAUGAGACUGUAUGUCAUCGUGAAGAAGGAGUGGGAGCGCACGGCCCAGGACAGACGCCCACCUGCCACCGCUCCAGACAACGGCAGUGGCCACACAUAGCAGGAGCCCUGCUGCUGGUGCCACCCUGUGACAGUGUCUCCGUCCACGAGCAGCUGUGACCAAAUCAUGGGACAGAUGUAGUCUCCCCAGAGCCGUGACAAAAUCGUGGCAGCAGGGGCCUGGGGCAUGCAUGCCGCUGAGGACAGCUUCCCUCUGAUUUUUCCAUCUAAGACCCAGUCCCACCCACAGGGGAGCGGGUAGCAGGGCAGGGCUGUCAUGGGGUCAGGGGUGUAUGACCUGGGCACGGCCAGGAUGUGAGCGGUGGGGACCGAGGUGGGAGCGCCUGGCAGCUCUACACUUGGCCAAGCCCCAGCAUCAGGACAGGAGUUGGGACUGUCACCAUUCAUGUGGCGGCCGGCUUCGCUGGGGACUCAGCACAUCCAGGGCAGGAAGUGCUCAGCUGUGCCCUGGGUCUGCAGCGCCCUCUAAGGAGGCCCCUUUCCCUCGUUGCCGUGGGCGAUGUUAGCAACUAGGCCAGACUCCAGGGCUGGCCAGGUGUCCAGUUUGCUCAGCCUCAGCCUCAACGAGCACUUUCUGGGGCCGCCGUUGGACUUAGACUUUGGGACAGCGUGUUGCCUCUCUUCCCACCCCGCUACUGCCUGCCACGUUUAAACUCGCGGUCAGAGCCCACAGUGGCCAUGCCAGGCUCGGGUUGCCCCCUAGCGUGGUGACAACAGUCAUUCCCGGAGGUGGUGCCUGUCUCCGGCUAGGACAGACAUGCUGACCUCGGGCAGUUUGAGCUGGGACAAUGUGAGGGUCUUUGUGAGACGGGAGUCGGGUGUGGGGUGUGUGAAGCCCAAGGCUUUCCUGAUGGGGACAAAAGGCCCAAACCCACU